Messenger RNA from Pelobates cultripes (western spadefoot toad), 1997 nucleotides. The record is from the annotation of a GenBank genome assembly. Lineage: Eukaryota; Metazoa; Chordata; Amphibia; Anura; Pelobatidae.
AUGGAUAUAAUCUUGCAAACCAAACAACGUCAUUUCAGCAACAUAACAAAGCAAGACCUUGAACUUAUCCGCUCACUAGCAAACGAUGUGAACUUGGUCAUUAGACCGGCGGACAAAGGUGGAGGCAUAGUACUUCUUAACUACUGUGACUAUCGAGUGGAACUUCUAUCCCAGCUUCAAGAUACAGACACCUACACCAAACUUAAGGGCGACCCUACAGCAUGUAUCACACAACAAAUCUCAGCGAUUGUACAAAGAGGAGUGGAAGCUAACUUUGUGACAACAGAGUUACAGAAAUUCUUGAUCCAGUCCACACCUAAGACUCCGAUUAUUUACACCUUACCCAAGGUACACAAGAGCAUUGAUCAUCCACCAGGCAGACCCAUAGUGUCAGCCAUAGGGGGAGUACUGGAACCAUUGGCUCAGUGGCUGGACUAUUUAUUUAAAGAUACAGUUGUCAAGCUUCCCACCUGCAUUAAAGAUACCCCAGACCUAUUGAAACUUCUGGACACCAUCAAUUUACCCAACACUACUACACUGCUGGUAACGUGUGAUGUGAAAAGUCUCUACACAAUCAUUCCUCAUUUGGAUGGUAUAGAAGCAAUGCGCAAAGUGUUACAAGACUCAACAACAUACACAGGCCCCCCGAUUGAAUACGUCAUGGAAAUCCUGGAGGCAGUCCUUACACUUAACUACUUCAGAUUUGAAGAAACUUGGUACCAGCAAAUAGCGGGGACCUCCAUGGGAGCAGCUAUGGCACCCAUGUAUGCCAACAGCUUUAUGUAUAUAUUUGAGACCCUCCACAUUCUACAACCGUAUGAAGCAAAUAUUUUAUUCUAUAGGCGCUUCAUUGAUGACGUGUUCCUUAUAUGGAAGGGAGAUCACCAGUCCAUUUUGGAGAUGAUAGAGGCCAUCAACAGGGCACCCACACCGGUCAAAUUAACGAUGACAGUGAGCCAGGAUGCAGUGAAUUUUUUGGAUGUCCAUAUCUUUAAAAAAGAGAUGAAGCUUGGGUAUACUUUAUUCACCAAGACAACGGAUCGUAACACCCUACUCCAAGCUGACAGCUUUCACCCACGACACUUGAAAGAAUCCUUACCACUCUCCCAGUUCCUAAGGGUUAAAAGGAAUAACUCAGAUCCCAUGAGAGCAUGCUUACAAACUAAAGAAACAUGGAAUAGGUUUAAACAGAGAGGCUACAAGGAUGCUACUCUUCAGAAAGCACUUGAUAAGAGCCAACAGCCUAUGAGAGAGAAAAAAGAUGAUACACCACGACUAGUCUUUCCGACCACCUACAAUACGGCAUCCCACAGCCUCAAGAACACCUUGCACUCCAACUGGCGUUUACUAUCAGAAGAUCCAACACUACCAAAAAUCUUUCAGAAUCCACCCAUGUUGUGCUAUAAACGGGGAAAAAAUCUACGUGACCUCCUGGUAAAGACGGACCCAGUACACUGCUACACCAAACAACAAACAGCACAGAGCCUUGGUUGCUAUCGCUGUCUGGGCUGUGUCACCUGCAGCCACAUGAUACCUGGAAAAUUCUUCCAGCAUCCACACACUGGGCGGAAGUACCAAAUUAGGCAUAGGUUGACCUGCACUUCGGAUUUUGUCAUCUAUAAACUUCAGUGUCCGUGUGGCCUCUCCUAUGUGGGCAAAACUGACCUCCCACUGAGGGAACGGAUCCGCAACCACAGAUCCAACAUUCGCAUUGCCUAUAGGGACAAUAAGGCUGAACUCCCUGUAGCAAAACACUUUUUGGCCCAUGGCCACACGUUACCCACCCUGAAAUUUAUGGCUAUAGACCAUAUACCCCCCCUCAGACGUGGGGGUGAUCGAAGUAAACUUCUUCUACAACGUGAAACGUUCUGGAUAAAAACUUUGGACACAGUAUAUCCCAGAGGCUUGAACGAGAAGUACACAUUAUCUAUGUUUCUAUAGUACAUUUUUUUGUUUCCCUGUAGGAGUUAAAUACACUGUUUAAUCUCAUCCAAUAA